AUGGCCCACAACUUCGCACCCUACCAAAGCAGUCCUCCCGAGUCAACACGCGCUCUCUCACCACCCCUCCGCACAUCGACCUCGUCACCUCGUCCUCAACAAGUCAGCCGCGCCCAAUCAAGCAUCGAAGAUCCAUGGGCUGCGUCCCGUGUCUCUCAACUACCCUCGCCCUCGGCCUACGAUGACCUCGAAGCCGCCGACACAACCCAAUCCUCACGCUUACGAGGAGAUGGCUACUAUGUCUUUGAAACGAGCUUGGGGAUUCGCAUGGACAUAGAGGCUUGUCUGCCAUAUUUACUGCUACCACCUGCUGGAGGUGUCGCCAUGUUGAUCUUUGAGAGGAAGAGCGAUUACGUACGAUUCCACGCCUGGCAGUCGAGUCUGGUCUUUGCUGCCUUGUUCGUCUUGCAUCUGCUGCUUUCCUGGUCGCGUUUCUUGUCCUGGUUGCUUUUCAUCGGCGACCUUGGCUUGAUUGUGCUCCUUGUCUUCAGAGCAUAUAGGGAUGCCGAGACUCUUGACCGAUUCGAGCUUCCCUUCUUCGGCCGUCUGGCUAGCACCUACGUCGACCGCGAAUAG
Molecule: messenger RNA, 576 nt
Organism: Aureobasidium namibiae CBS 147.97
Lineage: Eukaryota; Fungi; Ascomycota; Dothideomycetes; Dothideales; Saccotheciaceae
Exons: 3
Coding region: 1-576 (191 amino acids)
Source: RefSeq, a predicted model, not a curated record